Molecule: messenger RNA, 831 nt
Organism: Lottia gigantea (owl limpet)
Lineage: Eukaryota; Metazoa; Mollusca; Gastropoda; Lottiidae
Exons: 2
Coding region: 1-831 (276 amino acids)
Source: RefSeq, a predicted model, not a curated record
AUGAGAGUUUAUUCUCUUCCAAAAGAUAUUACUUAUCCCGAAGAUAUUUUUGAUGUAGAAAAUGAUUUUCUUCCAAUAAAUUUAAUUUUCCCAUCCAGAUCGAGAGAAGACAAGAACAUAACAGUUGAAGAAUUAGAAAAAUUCAAUGAAAUUUUAGAUAAAUUUGAUGUAGAAAUAUCAUCAAUAAAAGUUAAAAAUUCCUAUAGAUACUUAAAAAAGAAAAUGGAUAAAAUUGGAAAUUUAAACAAACCUCUAUCUAAAACACUUUUUUCAAGGAUAUUCGAGGCAAUACCUAAUUUAUUUUCGCGUAAAUUUGACGAAGAAGAUGAAGAAAAAUUUAAAUAUGUAGUUGAUAGGACAACCGAUAUUUUUAAAAAUUGGGAGAAUGAAAUUAAAAUAUCAACCACAAAUAUGCUUUUUUCAGAAUUAAUCAAGAGAAUAGCUAUUCUAUUUAAUGAUUUUAAAAUUAAAGGUCAAAUUGAAAUAAAUGGUCAAAUAUAUGAAAAGGGGGAAUAUAAACAAGACAUGAGAUUUUCUGGAUUUAAUGCUCAAACUUUCAAGAUUAAUCAUUCAAAGAUGCAUGAUAAAUCUGACGCCUCUGAUUGGUAUUUUACAGGAGAGAUUAUUUUCUGCAAAAAUAAUUUUAGUAUAGUAAAAAGAUCUAAAACUGGCAGAGGUGGUAAUCUACUUAAAAAGAUAAAUGAAUACAAAGGCGAAAAUUGUUACAUACCAAGCGAUGGUUAUUGUUUUAUAAAGUGUGUAAAUCACUUCAUGAAUAAAGACUUAAUAAAGGAAUUUCAAGAUUUCGUCAACAGUUUUCAAAAAGCAUAA